Messenger RNA from Vigna radiata var. radiata (mung bean), 749 nucleotides. RefSeq names its product protein LURP-one-related 15-like. The record is from RefSeq and is a predicted model, not a curated record. Lineage: Eukaryota; Viridiplantae; Streptophyta; Magnoliopsida; Fabales; Fabaceae. The coding region runs from base 66 to 662 and encodes 198 amino acids. The transcript has 3 exons.
AUAUAUUAGGAUAUACAACACAUACUUGAAGAAAACUUUUUGGUUCCAUAAAACACCAGUCUCCUAUGGCAAACAGAGUCUCAGUUAUCAAUCCUUCGUAUUGUGUUCCUCACCCUGUCAGUAUACAAAUUAAUACUGAGAAAGGAGUCGCUUACAAUGAGAAGGAUGAUCGUCUCUUCUAUAUUAAUGAUAUCCUUUUCUCACUUCACGACCGUCGUGUCUUAUAUGAUUAUUCAAACAAACCCAUCGUCACUUUUUAUAAUAAGUCUUCAAAAGUAUGCAAAGUUUUCAAGGGUGAAAGCAGUGAUUCAUCUCAAUUUCUAUUUCGGGUGAAGAAAAUGAAGAAAUCGUCAACGAUUCCAUCUGGGAUUACUAAACUAAACGUGUUCCUUGCAAACAACCAAGACGAAGAGAAAAGUGACUUUAGAGUGAUCAUUUAUGAAAGUAAACGGUCGUGCAGUGUUUAUGCAGGGGAAUCUUCUACCAUUGUAGCUCAAAUGGAGAAUAAUGGUGGCUUCAAUGUCAUGGUCAAUCCUAACGUGGACUACGCAUUCAUAGUGGCACUACUUAUGAUUGUUAAGGAUACGGAAUCUUCUUAUACUGAAGAAAUGGAUGCUGUUAGUGCCAUACGAAUGAUUUCAAGCAUUUUGUCGCUUGGAUAAGAGAAUCUAAGAAAAAGUGAGGAAAUAAUAUUUCAAGUGUACGUAUAGAUGUCCCUUGUGUUAUAUAUUAUAUAAAAAGAUAUAAAA